Apis mellifera (honey bee) is the source of this 1858-nucleotide messenger RNA. RefSeq names its product isthmin-1. The transcript has 5 exons. The coding region runs from base 354 to 1721 and encodes 455 amino acids. The record is from RefSeq and is a predicted model, not a curated record. Lineage: Eukaryota; Metazoa; Arthropoda; Insecta; Hymenoptera; Apidae.
UGAACAGUACGCGCCUCGUGCCUCGUGCAUGCUGUGUUGUUCCUUCUUUCACGUUGCCUUUGUUCUUUCUUUUGUCUUUUGUCGUUGUUUCUUUUUUUCGUUUUUCCUCGCAUCUCCAGUUCGCAUGCAAUUUUCCUUUAUCGAUCUGUACAGUUUCUCUAAUUAUGCAACAUCGAUAUAUCCUUGGAUAUCGAUCGAUCUUGCAUAUUGUUUCCAAAGUCGAGUAGGAUGUAAACAAAAGAGCCGACGACACCGAGCAACGCCCUUGCUUCGUUCGGGAGUAAUCGAAUGGGGAUGAAACGUGUGAAACCGAUAAUUAAAAAAAAAAAGAAAAGAAACGAUAUCGCGUAAACAUGAAAACCUCAACUUUCGUUCGUUGGAUUUUUCCAUUCCAAUUAAUGUUAAUCGUUUCCAUCGUUUAUACGGAAAAUCGUCAUAUCAAUAAUUCCGAGAUCAAUGGAGAUUUGGAAAAUACGUAUCGAAAGAAAAUUCUGAGCCUGGUUCAACCGUCUUGGAUGAUUAACGAAUUGAUUAGAAAGAAACGUAACGAACGAUUGGUCGAAGAGUUGGUUCCUACGAGACACGCGAAACAUCGGAAGCGACGUCGUUACAAAAAUCGAUCGACAUGUGUUGAAAACACAUCUGGGAGCAAACUGUCCCAGGACAACAACACGACACCGAUAGAUAUUCAUGUUUCUAAAGAGGUAAAGAAAAAUCGUGACGAAAACAAUACGGUUCUGGAGAUCGAAGACGAAUUGGAUGAUGUAACAGGAGUGAACGAUCGUGUACAGGAGGUGUACAAUAAAACUAAAGAAGAGGAUUACAAUACCGAUGUGGAGAAGGAUAGAAUUAAAUCAAAGAAAGAAAGUUUCGUUGUUAUAGAACGAAACAGCUCUACGAGGUCUAAUUUAUCGGACGAGGAAUUGAUGGGUUCGUACGAUGAGCUAUCUACGACUGAUGAAAUUGAGUAUGAAAAUGUAGACCAAUCUUGGAAAAGAAGAGAUCGAUCGAAGAAAGAUAAAUUUACCGAGAGUACUGAUUACUCGGACGAAAUAUAUUCCCCGGCCAUUUACUCGAGUGCCGACGAUCAUAUUAGAAUGCACGAGAGUUUAAGCGACCUCCUGGUCAAAUUGUUUCAAAGUCUGCGAAACGCUACAACGACGGACGAACGGAAUAUUUUCAAAGAGUUAAACUUUGUGAAUGGAACAAAUGAAGACCCUUGUCAAAAAUGGUUGAACAGCAGGGAUAAGCUCGAGCAAGUUUUCUUAGAUGGUUUAACGUCACUACCUGCUUGUCCAUGUCAAUAUCCUAGUAAUAUUUUCUACGAUGAUAAAAUUUGGGACGAGAAGCGGAUGAAAUAUUUCAGAUGGAGGGAUGUAAGCGGCGAAUCUCAAAGGCUUGACGUUUACAAGCCAGGGGCCACUUACUGUAUACGAUCGUUGCUGACACAGGGAAGUGGAAGUGCUGCGGUUCAACAUUGCUGCUACGAUCGGCAAAGGAAGCUUUUGACCCGUGGUUCCGGUGCCGGUACACCAAACUUUGUCAGUCCUGAGAUAUCACCCAUACUUCAUGAAAGAAUCGAUAUAUUACCGUGGAGACUCUGCAAGGGUGACUUUUCCAGGUAUAACGGUGUACGACCACCAAACAAUGAGAACGCCUGUCAGGCAAAUCCCGAUGAUGAGGAAUAUCAACGACAGAUUGACAACACCAAGUAUUAUUAACUAUCAUGUUUUUAGUUACAAAGAUUUAUAAUAUAGGAUAAUUAAAAAAUUCAUAACGAUUAUUUUUGUUACUUUUGAGUGCAUAAAUAUUUGUACGAUGAAAUUUAAGAAAUAAACGUAACGCCGUUACAAUUUUA